Plodia interpunctella (Indianmeal moth) is the source of this 1163-nucleotide messenger RNA. RefSeq names its product chondroitin proteoglycan-2-like. Bases 139 to 1116 code for a protein of 325 amino acids. Gene Ontology annotation, cellular component: extracellular region. The record is from RefSeq and is a predicted model, not a curated record. The transcript has 2 exons. Gene Ontology annotation, molecular function: chitin binding. Lineage: Eukaryota; Metazoa; Arthropoda; Insecta; Lepidoptera; Pyralidae.
AUCAAAGAGAUAAUCUUGAUUGGGGAAGUAUUUCAUAAAAUAUAGGUAACAUAACUAAUAUCUAUAAAUGGCUUGCAAUUUGAUCAUAAUCGAUCAGUUGUUCGAUAUCGCUUACACCAAUACCCUGGAUGUGUUGAAAUGAAAGGCACUGGAUUCUUACUGCUUUUUGCAGUAAACUUUUGUAGCGGCUCUUUAAUCAGUCAUGAAGAAUGUUCAAUAGAUUCACAACUGAUUCCUCAUAAAAAUUGCAAUCAAUACUACCAAUGCGUCCAUGGCGCACUUAUGGUUCGAAAUUGCAGCUCAAUUCUUUAUUUUAAUCCAGAAACACAGGAAUGUGACUGGCCUGCAAAUGUUGACUGUAGCAAAGACGAUGAUCUAAAUAAUGACGUCAGUCGAUGUAGCUCGGGUAAAGUUGAGGGACAAUUUUUCGCUCAUGAAAAUUGCAGUAAGUAUUACAGGUGUGUCCAGGGAAACUUAAUUGAACAUACAUGCCACUUAGGUUUGUUAUACAAUAAUGAAAUAUCACAAUGUGACUGGCCUUAUAACGUUGACUGCAAAGGAGUAACCCAAAACCCUGAUGAAACUGAACCUCCAGUAACAGAAUCAGAAAAACCUAACACUGAUAUUACGCCCUCUCCAGAUGAUAGCAAUGAAAAUAAAAGUGACGAAGAAAGUAGUAAAGAAGAAAGCAAAAGUCAAGAAGACAGCAGUGUCGAAGAUAGCAGUGAUGAAUCACAUAGUAGCAAAAGUGAUAGUGACGAAGACAGUGACAGUGAAUCUGACAGCACUGAAAGUAAUAGUAAUGAAGGUGAAAGUAGUGUAGAAGACAUCAGUAAAGAAGAUAGUACCGAAGAGGCCAUUGAAGAAAAUGUAGUAAACAGAAUUUGUGCCUUAGAAAAUUCCGAGGGAUUGUUAAUUCCACAUGAAGAUUGCAGAAAAUUUUACAUAUGUGCUGGAGGAAAACCUGUGAUUAUGAAUUGCCCUACAGGUCUUUAUUUCGAUGCGGACACUGAACAAUGUAAUUGGCAUAGAAAUAUAUAUUGUGGUAAUAACCGAAAGCUAUUAAAAACGCUGGAAAUCAAUGUUGGUGUCAUAGUACGUGGGAAAAAAAAUUAAAAAGUCUUAAGAUAUGAAAAUAUGAAAUAAAAUGUCGUUGAAAUGUA